AUCUCAGCUUUGCAUUAAGGUUUAAAUUGCACUAAAAGACCAGUGGAGAGCAUCCUUUCAGUUAGAAGUCUGCUGGCUCUUCUCCUGAAGAUGAUAUCAAUGAGGAUCCUGUGUGUAUUGCUGUGCCUCAACUUAGCCUGGGCAGAAGAUGGAGAGACUACCUUUGAAAAGGAGGGUGCAGGAGUGCGCGGUCCCAGGAUUGUGGAGCACAUGUCCCAGUCCACAUGCCACUAUGAGAAGAAUUGGCCCAUCUGUGCAGACGAUGACUGGGGUACAAAAUGUCCAUCAGGCUGCAGAAUGCAAGGACUGAUUGAUGAAACAGACCAGGAUUAUAAUCACAGAAUAGACAAAAUCAAGAAGCUGCUUGCAGAAAACCAAAACAACUAUAAAAAAUCCAAUCGGAUUAUUGUGGAAACCAUAAAUGUACUAAAACCAAACCUGGACAGUGCUCAGCAGACUGAUGAGACUUAUGGUCACGUGUCAGCAGAACUGAGGCGAAGAAUUGUGACAUUAAAGCAGAGAGUUCUCACUCAGGUGAACAGAAUUAAAGCUCUGCAGAGCAGCAUCCAGGAACAGGUGGUGGAGAUGAAGCGCUUGGAGGUGGACAUUGAUAUUAAGAUACGAGCUUGCAAAGGAACCUGUGCUAGAAGUUUUGAUUACCAGGUGGACAAAGAAAGCUAUGACAACAUCCAGAAGCAGCUUACCCAAGCCAACUCCAUCAACUUGCACCCAGAGCUUCAAACCACCACCUUGAGCACACUGAAAAUGAGACCACUUAAGGACUCAAAUGUUCCUGAGCAUUUUAAGCAUAAGCCUCUGCCAGAAAUGCAAGCUCUGAACAUAAUUAAUAACAUUAGGCAGGUGGAAGCAGUAUUAGAAAGAUCAGAAACAGAUACAAGCCCCUCCAGAGGUGACAGCUUGUACCACAUGGCAGAAGCGAGGGGGGAUGGACCUUCACGCAAAUUCAUUACUCCUACUCAUGGGAGAGAAACCCUUAGUACGGGAGACAAAACCUCCUCCACUGUCCGUAGAUGCACUAAAACUAGCACCAAAAAAAUUGUCACCGGCCCUGAUGGCCCUAGAGAGGAAGUAGUUGAAAAAAUGGUUUCUUCUGAUGGCUCAGACUGCUCCUUUUUACAAGGAGGAUUCCCUGAUAUAGAAUCAUUUUUUUCCCCUGACUCUCCAUCCACUACUAAUAGACGCUUCGCUGGGUCUAGCAGCAUUUCAACUACCAGCCACGUAACUGGCACAGGCAGUAGCCACUUAGGUACUGGAGUAUCCAGUCGUCCAGGGUCUUCUGGGGGGAAAGGCAAAUUUACAGACUUAGGAGAGGAGGAAGAGGACGACUUUGGAGAACUUCAUCCAUCUGGAUUCCCAUCUGGCAGUGCAAGUCACUCCAAGACUGUAGUGACCAGCGCCUCUUCUAGUUUCAACAAGGGAGGCUCCACUUUUGAAACCAAAUCACUAAAGACCCGUGAAAUAACUGAGCAGCUAGGUGGGGUACAACACGAUCAAAGUGCAGAGGAUACCCCAGACUUUCAUGCACGCAGCUUCAGACCGUCAAGAUUGAAGCAAAGGAGACACAACACUGGGAAAGACUGUGAUGAUAUCCGCCAGAAACACACUUUUGGUGCCAAAAGUGGCAUUUUCAAAAUCAAGCCAGCGGGAGCCAAUAAGGUUUUGUCAGUUUAUUGCGACCAAGAGACCACUUUGGGAGGAUGGCUAUUGAUCCAACAGAGAAUGGAUGGAUCAGUGAAUUUUAACCGGACCUGGCAAGACUACAAGAGAGGUUUCGGCAGCGUGGAUGGCAGAGGGCGAGGAGAGUUAUGGCUGGGCAAUGAAAACAUACACUUGCUGACUCAGAACAACACUCUCCUUCGAGUAGAGUUAGAGGACUGGGAUGGGAAUGCUGUGUAUGCAGAGUAUAUCGUACGGGUAGGGUCUGAAUCCGAAGGGUAUGCCCUUGCUGUGUCUUCCUACGAGGGGACUGCUGGGGAUGCGCUGAUCACCGGCUGGCUGGAGGAGGGCACUGAAUACACUUCCCAUGCCCAGAUGCGGUUCAGCACCUUCGACCGGGACCAGGAUCACUGGGAGGAGAGCUGUGCAGAGAUGUACGGGGGUGGCUGGUGGUACAAUAGCUGCCAGGCAGCCAACCUCAAUGGCAUUUACUACCUGGGGGGCCACUACGACCCUAGGUACAACAUUCCUUAUGAGAUCGAAAAUGGUGUGGUCUGGCUGCCAUUUAGAGCCUCUGACUAUUCCCUCAAAAUUGUUAGAAUGAAAAUCAGGCCCAUAGAAACCCUGUAGAAAGACAGGCUUUUGAUAUAUAUGUUACAACUAAGUAGGAAAGAUUUUUUUAUACAUGUAUGUACAUGAUGUAUCUUUACCCUGUGAAUUUGAAGGCAACUGGACACAUCUGUGGCUUAAAAAAUAAACAUUGAUUAAUUAUUAAUAAAAUAGUUCUUCCAUCUUA
Messenger RNA from Cuculus canorus (common cuckoo), 2473 nucleotides. RefSeq names its product fibrinogen alpha chain (gene FGA). Gene Ontology annotation, biological process: platelet activation; protein polymerization; blood coagulation. The record is from RefSeq and is a predicted model, not a curated record. Lineage: Eukaryota; Metazoa; Chordata; Aves; Cuculiformes; Cuculidae. The transcript is spliced from 6 exons. Gene Ontology annotation, cellular component: fibrinogen complex. Bases 91 to 2307 code for a protein of 738 amino acids. Gene Ontology annotation, molecular function: signaling receptor binding.